Messenger RNA from Cercospora beticola, 1947 nucleotides. Its product is annotated as fungal specific transcription factor domain-containing protein. NCBI's taxonomy places the organism in Eukaryota, Fungi, Ascomycota, Dothideomycetes, Mycosphaerellales, Mycosphaerellaceae. Gene Ontology annotation, molecular function: zinc ion binding; DNA-binding transcription factor activity, RNA polymerase II-specific; DNA binding. The record is from RefSeq and is a predicted model, not a curated record. Gene Ontology annotation, biological process: regulation of DNA-templated transcription; DNA-templated transcription.
AUGGGAACCGGCGAACACCGCUGGGCGACGUAUACCAUCGAUCAACCCCGCAAACGCCGUGCCGAGUCGGUGUGCGCGAUAUGCCACAGCAAGAAGACCAAAUGUGACUUGGCCGAGCGGCGGAGGGCGGGGGCGGAGAAGUGCACAUACUGCCACAACACCGGCAAAUCAUGUCAGCCGCAUCUGGGGCGGAGAGCGAUCCGACGUCAACGAGCUGCAGAGCAUCGUGGUGAGGCGCCCACGCCAGCAUUGUCGUCGAUACGGGAAGAGGCCAUCACCGUUCAGGCCCAGCAGCCACAGGAGCAGCAUCAACAGACAUCUUUACAGCCUCUCAGCCGCACGAACACUCUUGACAGUCCAACAACACGGCGGACUGAUAUCUCCGAUGCAGUUGCUGUCAGCCAUGAAGGCGAUCUAGACACAGGCUUCUUACAACCAUUUGUUCGUACAGAACAACACGACCCAGCAGCUGGAGCUUCGGACCGGGGUGGGAUAACACUAUCACCCAAUACUCAAGUAGCUCCUCACCUUCUUCACGUCUUCCUCGAACCGUACUACGACAGCUGCUACGCCUUCUGUCCCGUGUUAGACAAUCAUGCUGCUCUUGAUGAACUACAGGCCUCGCCACUGCUGUGCAAUGCUUUGGCCACGCUCGGCAGCAACCUCCAACCACCUCUCGUGCCAUGUGUUGGGCCAGCACGAUAUUAUGAUCGAGCUCGACGAAUGUUCUACGAGGACGAGGAGCCAAACAUAUCGACAUGUCUCCGAGCCAUUUUACUGUUCUACUGGUGGGCCCCACGAUCGACCUCCCUCGUCCAUCGACAUUCGUCUUGGUGGUGGACUUCAGUCGUGAUCAGACACGCUCAGCAGAUGAAUUUGCAUCGUUCGAAGCCAGCCAGCGACAACGAUGGUACUGUGACUGGGUUGCAAAAGCGAGUCUGGUGGACUGCCUUUGCCCGAGAACGUCUCACGGCGCUUUGCCAGAGCAAACCUCCCAUCAUCAAUCUCGAAGACUGCACGAUAUCGGCACCCGCCAUGGAAGACUUUCCACUCAGCAUGCAGGGAAGUACAAAGGCGCUCGUAUUCAUACACUGGGUGCGGCUGUGUGGCACGAUUGGUCGCAUCGCCCAUCAUUUGGCACGUAGGAAAAGCCAGAUGCAAGAUACGCGCUACGUAGCCAAUGACUUGGUCGAUCACUCGUUGGAGCAAGAAUUGCUGAAUUGGGUCACAAGCCUACCGAACAGCUUGGCACUUGGUGUCAACGAAAUGUUUGAGGCAAAAUAUGACCGAGAUAUCUACCAGCUGUAUCUGCCGUACCUGACGGCGGUGAUCGUACUGGACCUUCACACAGCGGAGUCAUCACAAGACACACCUCGAGCCGGGCCAGCAGCGGUAGCUGCAGCUUCCUGUAUGGCAAGAAUAUUCCGUGAUGUUCUGGCGAGAGGAAAUACCCGAUUUCUCAUGGCCAUCACCAGCUGGUACUGCGCAACGGCCUUUCUGGCACUUCUUUCAGCGAGGAAACAAUCGCAUCUCACAGCAGCCGCGAACACUGAUAUUGAGACAAUACGAGUUAUGUGUGGUCAGCUGCAAGAGAUCUGGGGCUCGUCUGCGGUGAUCUAUCAAGGAAUACAACGCAUGAUGGCAUCAAGUGAGGCUCAGAACCCUGUCGAUUUGGAUGUGAAUGUACAGUCUCAAAUCUCUGCACCACAACUCAGCAGCACAGCGACCGGGUCCAACACGGACAGUCAAAAUGAUACAUCAUCUUGGAAGCAAUACUUCCCAUUCGCUACUGCAAAAACAUCAGAGGUCCUGCGAAUUAUGCUUGAAAACGGCGAACAAACCACACUUGAAUCCCUCGAAGCUAGCUUGUUCUCCAACGACCUGGUGGGCGACAUGUUUGAUAUGUUCUUCGUUGGCUUUGAGGAUACACAAUGGGAGCAGAUGUAA